GGUUAGGUUGCUCCGCGCGGAGCUGUCACACGGCGGCAACGGCGGCUCCUUUCUUCUCGCGCUCGUCUUCCUCGUCCCUCAGCCCCGCGCUCGCCCGCCAGCCAUGGAGCCGCACCCGGCCGACAAGAAGUUGUUCGAGAACCUGUCGGGGGCGGGCAAGGCCAUCGGGGUGCUGACUAGCGGCGGCGAUGCGCAAGGUAUGAAUGCAGCAGUACGCGCAGUAGUGCGCAUGGGAAUCUAUGUAGAAGCCAAAGUGUAUUUUGUGUAUGAGGGUUACCAGGGUAUGGUUGAUGGAGGUGACAACAUUGUUGAAGUUUCUUGGGAAAGUGUAUCAAGUAUCCUGCAAGUGGGUGGAACAGUUAUUGGGAGUGCACGCUGCAAGGCAUUUCGUACCCGGGAAGGUCGUUUGCAAGCCGCUUACAAUCUUGUUAAACGUGGAAUCACUAACCUCUGUGUGAUUGGUGGGGAUGGAAGCUUAACGGGUGCUAAUCUCUUCCGUGAAGAAUGGAGUGGACUUUUAGAGGAACUGGCAGAAAGUGGCAAGAUUGAUGAAGAGGCAGUUAAGAAAUAUGCUUACCUCAACAUUGUGGGUAUGGUUGGGUCCAUUGAUAAUGAUUUCUGUGGUACUGAUAUGACCAUAGGAACUGACUCAGCCUUGCACAGAAUCAUUGAAGUUGUGGAUGCAAUUAUGACCACUGCCCAAAGCCAUCAGAGGACCUUUGUUCUGGAGGUUAUGGGAAGACACUGUGGGUAUCUAGCUCUUGUGAGUGCCUUAGCUUGUGGUGCAGAUUGGGUGUUCAUUCCUGAAUACCCCCCAGAAGAAGGAUGGGAGGAUAAGAUGUGUUUUAAGCUGUCUGAGAACCGUGCAAGAAAGAAAAGGCUGAAUAUUAUCAUUGUAGCAGAAGGUGCCAUUGAUUCUCACAACAAAGCCAUAACAUCGGAGCAAGUUAAAGAUCUUGUAGUUCGGCGCCUGGGAUUUGACACUCGUGUGACUAUACUGGGUCAUGUUCAGAGAGGUGGUACACCAUCAGCUUUUGACAGAAUUUUGGCAAGCCGUAUGGGUGUGGAAGCCGUCCUUGCCCUACUUGAGGCUACACCAGAUACUCCUGCUUGUGUUGUGUCCCUGUCUGGAAACCAGGCUGUACGUCUGCCUUUAAUGGAGUGCGUGCAGAUGACUCAAGAAGUACAGAAGGCAAUGGAUGAAACAAGGUUUAAAGAGGCUGUGCAGCUUCGAGGAAGGAGUUUUGAAAAUAACCUUAAAACCUACAAAUUAUUGUCUCAUAGAAAACAAGAUGCAGAGCUUCCAAAGAGCAAUUUUAAUGUGGCAAUUUUAAAUGUAGGUGCCCCUGCAGCUGGGAUGAAUGCUGCUGUGAGGUCUGCAGUGAGAGUUGGCAUAACUGAAGGACACAGAAUGUUUGCUAUCAAUGAUGGAUUUGAAGGUUUUGCUAAGGGGCAGAUAAAGACAGUCAGCUGGGGAGAUGUUGGAGGCUGGACUGGCCAGGGGGGAUCAAUUCUCGGCACAAAACGAACCCUUCCUGCAAAGUAUUUGGAGAAGAUUGCUGACCAGAUGCGCACUUAUAACAUCAAUGCCCUUAUGGUUAUUGGUGGAUUUGAGGCCUACCUGGGACUUUUGGAACUGUCAGCUGCCCGUGAGAAAUAUGACGAGUUCUGUGUUCCAAUGGUUAUGGUUCCUGCAACUGUAUCCAACAAUGUACCGGGUUCAGAUUUCAGCAUUGGUGCAGAUACUGCUCUGAACACUAUAACUGAUACAUGUGAUCGCAUCAAACAGUCAGCCAGUGGAACCAAACGUCGUGUGUUCAUCAUUGAGACCAUGGGUGGAUACUGCGGUUACCUGGCCAAUAUGGGGGGCCUUGCUGCAGGUGCCGAUGCUGCGUAUAUCUUUGAAGAGAAGUUUGAUAUUCGAGAGCUCCAGGCUAAUGUGGAACAUUUGACGGAAAAGAUGAAAACCAGCAUCCAGCGUGGUCUAGUGCUGAGGAAUGAGAACUGCAAUGAGAAUUACACAACUGACUUCAUCUAUCAGCUGUAUUCUGAGGAAGGAAAAGGUGUGUUUGACUGCAGAAAGAAUGUAUUGGGUCACAUGCAGCAAGGUGGUGCCCCUUCUCCAUUUGACAGAAACUUUGGGACGAAAAUUUCUGCAAAAGCCAUCCAGUGGAUCUCUAAGAAACUUGUGGAAACAUACCGGAAAGAAGAAGGAAAAGUAUUUGCCAACACCGAUGACACUGUUUGUCUGCUGGGAAUGCGCCGGCGCAAUCUUGUUUUCCAACCUGUGGCUGAGCUUAAGGGUGAAACAGACUUUGUGCACAGAAUUGCUAAGGAACAAUGGUGGCUGAAACUCCGGCCCCUGAUGAAAAUUCUGGCCAAAUACAAAACUAGCUACGACGUCUCCGAUUCAGGGCAGCUGGAGCACGUAGCGAUGCACAGACCGAAAGAAGCAGAAACUGGGGCCAUCUAAAGGAAUCCUUUUAGAUACAGUUGUAAUAGACCUACAUUGUGUGUAACAAUGCUUUAGAAUAUAUUGGUUACAGCUUUGUUUUGUAACACUUAAAUUAUUGUAUCAGCACUUUAUGUGAAAUAAGAAUUUAAAAUCUCAAAUUCCUUGCCCAGUAUGUCUUAGGUUUAACAGAAGACCUAGCAUCUAACAUACAAGCACCAGUUACCUAAGCAAUCCUUUAUCAACAGUAAGUGCAACAUAAUUCUAUGCACUCAGUGGGAUAAUCUGUUCAUUUAUUGCACUUCGUAUCCAAGAGUAUUCACACUCCAAGUAUAUGUAGAAGGCUAGCUUUAUGUCAAAUUACAGGUUAUGUUUAUGUACCCGAAGUGGAAUAAAGUACCGUUGCAAACAAAUA
Molecule: messenger RNA, 2867 nt
Organism: Gavialis gangeticus (Gharial)
Lineage: Eukaryota; Metazoa; Chordata; Crocodylia; Gavialidae
Gene: PFKP
Product: phosphofructokinase, platelet
Exons: 23
Coding region: 104-2473 (789 amino acids)
Biological process (GO): canonical glycolysis; fructose 6-phosphate metabolic process; fructose 1,6-bisphosphate metabolic process
Cellular component (GO): membrane; cytoplasm; 6-phosphofructokinase complex
Molecular function (GO): ATP binding; AMP binding; 6-phosphofructokinase activity
Source: RefSeq, a predicted model, not a curated record